This is a messenger RNA of Miscanthus lutarioriparius, 600 nucleotides long. The record is from the annotation of a GenBank genome assembly. NCBI's taxonomy places the organism in Eukaryota, Viridiplantae, Streptophyta, Magnoliopsida, Poales, Poaceae.
AUGCCGGCCGGCGGCUCGUCGUACCUGGCGACCAUGGGCCGCCGGAGCUUCUCCUACCACAGGCUCAAGAAGCUCCCCGCCGCCGCUCCCUCUCCUCCUCAUCCUCCCGCCACGACGGCCCCUACCACCGGACUCGAGCUAGGAGACCCGCCGUGCGCCGCGGCCUCCGCCGCCGCCAUCGAGGAGUCGUACCGGUCCUACUACCGCGCGCUGGUGGCGAGGGGGACGCGGCAGCGGCGGAGGCAGCAGCCGUGGCGAGGCGGCGGCAGGCCGCGGCGCCGCCUGAGGGCCUGGGGUGCCCUGGCGCGCGCGCUGCGGCGGAGGGCGGCGGCCGCCGGGGCCCGGGUGCGCGCGUCCGUCGCCAGGGUGGCGCGCCGGCUCAGGGACGGCCGGCCCUACGUCGGGGACGUCUUCGCCGGGAACUACAUGUUCCUGCAGGUGUCGCCCACGAUGGCCGGGGGCGGGGCCGACGGCAGGGCGCGCGGCGCCGUGGUGCCCUUCGCGGAGUACUACUACGGCUGUAAGGCCAGGGCCAGGGCGGGCGCCGGCGGCGUGCAGCUGCACCCUGCAGCCGCUGCUGGGGUGCUCUACAAGGUGUAG